Molecule: messenger RNA, 1863 nt
Organism: Cariama cristata (Red-legged seriema)
Lineage: Eukaryota; Metazoa; Chordata; Aves; Cariamiformes; Cariamidae
Gene: ZMPSTE24
Product: zinc metallopeptidase STE24
Exons: 9
Biological process (GO): CAAX-box protein processing
Cellular component (GO): endoplasmic reticulum membrane
Molecular function (GO): metalloendopeptidase activity
Source: RefSeq, a predicted model, not a curated record
AGACGGGUGUAUAGAACAACAACUCACGUACCACGGGAACUAGGACAGAUCAUGGAUUCAGAAACAUUUGAAAAAUCUCGUCUGUAUCAGCUGGACAAAAGUACCUUCAGCUUUUGGUCAGGCCUGUAUUCAGAGGUUGAGGGCACUAUUAUUCUUCUCUGUGGAGGAAUUCCUUUUCUCUGGAAUCUGUCUGGUCAGAUCUCUGGUCGUGCUGGGUUUGGUCCAGAAUAUGAGAUUGUUCAGUCAUUGGUAUUUCUGCUGCUUGCAACAUUCUUCAGUGCAGUGACCGGUCUCCCAUGGAGUUUAUAUAACACGUUUGUCAUAGAAGAGAAACAUGGCUUCAAUCAACAGACGCUGGGAUUUUUUUUUAAGGAUGCUAUCAAGAAGUUUAUUGUGACUCAGUGUAUUCUGUUGCCAGUGACAUCCCUUCUGCUUUACAUUAUUAAAAUAGGGGGAGACUACUUCUUCAUCUAUGCCUGGCUCUUCACAUUAGUUGUUUCCUUGGUGCUUGUUACAAUCUAUGCAGACUAUAUUGCACCUUUGUUUGAUAAAUUCAUUCCACUUCCUGAGGGAGAGCUCAAGCAACAAAUUGAAACAAUGGCAAAGAGCAUUGACUUCCCACUGACUAAGGUGUAUGUUGUUGAAGGUUCUAAGCGUUCCUCUCAUAGCAAUGCUUAUUUCUAUGGAUUCUUCAAGAAUAAGCGGAUAGUACUCUUCGACACCCUCCUGGAAGAUUACUCUGCAUUGAACAAAGAGCCAGCAGAAGGAGAAGAUGAUGAGAAUGAAGAGACAAAGUCUAAACCCAAAAAUAAGAAACAAGGAUGUAAAAAUGAAGAAGUUCUGGCUGUACUUGGUCAUGAAUUGGGUCACUGGAAACUAGGUCACACUGUCAAAAAUAUUAUCAUUAGCCAGAUGAAUUCCUUCCUCUGCUUCUUCUUGUUUGCUGUAUUAAUUGGUCGAAAAGAACUCUUUGCUGCAUUUGGUUUCUAUGACACCCAGCCUACCCUGAUAGGCUUGAUGAUUAUUUUCCAGUUCAUUUUUUCACCCUACAAUGAGGUUCUCUCAUUUUGUCUGACUGUAUUAAGCCGACGAUUUGAGUUUCAAGCAGAUGCAUUUGCCAAGGAACUUGGGAAGGCUAAAGACCUAUAUUCUGCUUUGAUUAAGCUAAACAAAGAUAAUUUAGGAUUCCCUGUUUCUGACUGGAUCUUUUCAAUGUGGCAUUACUCCCAUCCGCCCCUUUUAGAAAGACUUCAGGCCUUGAAAGAUGCAAAGCAAGACUGACGGGAAUCAUUGUUGGUUCAGAGACAGUGCUUCCAUCUCAGAAGCAAAGUUCAGAGCUGCUUUUUAAUUUCUUUUUAAGGAUAAUGCCAAUUAAGUGCAAUGUUAGCAGCACCACAGAUCUGAGAAUCCUGAAACAGGUAUUAAAUUAUAAAUUACUUUUUUUUUAACUAAAACAAAACUAUGGAACUUAAUUUAGAAAAAGUACUGGGUGAAGACCUUCCCCACACACACACUGGCUUUUAUCUCCAUAUCAUAGUAUAGACUUGUAAAGGGAGGAAAACAAAAGCAUAGAUUUCAAAGCACCUAUUUCUUCAGUUUGUGUAUGCCUUGAACAUUGCUUUUGAUCCUUUUCCCAUUCUCAGUGUUCUGUGAACCUUUCCAGUCUCAACCCUCUUCACAAUGAAGAAAGUUUGAGUGACUUGAUUUCUUGUAGGAUAACACCUGUACUCACCAGUCACUGUUUUGUGUUUUUAAAAGCUGAAUGCAAGUACAAGCCUUUCUGCUGGAUUCAUGUCUGUCAUAAUUGAAAAUGCUACUUAAUAAAACCUGCUUUCUCUGAAGCGUGGGAAGAAGGAUGAAUUA